UAGGAGACAGCCUCAGCUUGUCUAUACCGCCACGGAGCGAAUGGGCGGGCUUUGUGUGUGCCGAGAUUCAACGUAACGUCCUUCGGAUUGGAAGACCCAACAAGGAAAGCACCGGAGCCUCGGGGUGUGCGGACCAUCAUUAUAGAGGAGAUGUCGUUCUGCCUGACUGAGCUGUACCUGUGGUCUCUGAAGAAUACCUUGCAUGUUGGAGAUGAAGAUCUUGGAGUGCAUCAUUACCAUGAAAAGAAGGAAUCAGCUCCAUAUCCAGAAUAUGGAUUCCUGGAGGAGAGGCAGCAACUUGCUGAAUCUCUGGGUUUUCCUUGGGUCCUGAAGAACAAGCGUCCAGAAAAGCUUCGAGACAAUCUCAUGGAGCUGGAGGAGCUGAUGCAGAGCAGUGAGUGUGUGCUCAGUAAAUGGAAGAACAAAUAUGUCUGUCAGCUCUUGUUCAGUUCCGGUGUGCUUGUGUCCAUAAGCCUUUCAGGGCCACAGCUGGAGAAGUUGGUGAUUGACAGGACCCUGGUGGGAAAGCUCAUCUCCAACCCCAUCAGUGAUGCUGUAUUCACAGAUACUUUCAUCAUCGUUUCAUUUCUGAAGGAAAACAAACUUUGUUUAAUCCAGUUUACUAAAAAGACUGCUUCUCCAGACAUAAACAAACACUUGGAAAAACUCUCCGCUCUUGAUAUGAAGAUUUCAUGUAUUGACAUACCAGGACCAAAGGGACGUCACCUAAGCCGUCAUCUUGCACUUAACUGUGUACAGGAUCUAGCAAUUUGCUGGUGGCCAGUACCCGAAGAUGAUGUCUGGCCCUGGACUCCGAUUUCCAGCGAGAAAGACAGAGCCAACAUGGUCCUCCUAGGCUGUGCCAACAACCGACUGGAGGUCUUGAGCUACAUUCGCACCGAGGGAAAUAUUUUUGAUGCCAGCUUUAGUGUGACCCAGCCUUACCAGGUGUACACAGUGGAACAGUCCACAAAACCAGAGAGGGAACCUAUGGCUGAUAGCUGCACCUAUGAAUGUUCCAGGAGCAGACUCCAGUGUGUCUCUGUCACUAAAAUUCCCCUCAAUUCUCGGGUAAUUAGUUGUGGCAGAAAUCUGACUGAAGACAAGCUUGUUCUUGGGUGUGAAGAUUCCUCGGUUAUUCUCUAUGAAGCACAUAGAAGAGUGACCCUUCUAGCCCAGGCUGAACUCCUACCUGUUCUAAUAAGAUGGCAUCCAUCUGGAUGUAUAUUUGUUGUGAGCAACAAUCAAGGUGAGCUUCAAAUCUUUGACAUGGCAUUGUCACCAGUUAAGGUCCAGCUUCUUGCUGAAGACUUUUCCCCAAGAACUACUUUGCAAUGUAAUAAACAUUUUGAAGUGUCCAGCAGUCUGGUGGACAUGAAGUGGACUGUUCCCAAUAACACAAGUGAUAGUACAGACAUCUAUAACCUUCUCUUCUUGAGAUUUCACGGAGGACCAUUUGGAGUGCUUCAGUUCAAGCUUGGUGCUGUAUCAAAAGGACAGCUGGGCCCAGUGGAGCUGGUUUCACAGUACCUCCGUUUUGGUGAAGUAGACGAGGCCAUAUCUAUACUGAGCUGUAUGAACUGGAAUACUGCUGGUCAGCAGUGCUACACAUGUAUGAGUGCUAUAAUGAACCAUCUGCUAAAACAGAAACUCACUCCAGAAAAAGAAGCUCAGUUGGAGGCUUGCCUUGGAACCUUCUAUUCUCUGGGUCGGCCACUGAUGGACGCUACCAUCAUGGAAUAUAGAGAUCCUAUAAGUAGAUAUGCACGGAGGUUCUUCCACCAUCUUCUGAGGCACCAGAGAUUUGAAAAGGCGUUCCUACUUGCAGUAGACAUUGGUGCCCGUGACCUUUUUAUGGACAUCCAUUACCUUGCACUAGAUAAGGGUGAAUUGGCGCUAGCUAAAGUGGCAGAGAAAAAGGCUAAAGAAAUAGAUGCAGAAUCAAUAAACGCUGGAGUUGAAUCUUUGCUGCAAGUGGAGAGAAUGGAGGAUGUAAGUGAAGCAUUGGUUGGCCUCUCUUUAACUUCACAAAGUGGGCAAAGAGUCAUCUCAGGCAACAGACAAUUAGUUCACAUAGAGAAUGAGAUUGGACUUGAAGCCUAUGCUGAAUCUCUGGAUAAAGCGCUACCUUGGAAUCAGGGAGAGGAGGAUCCAUCUAAAGAGGGCCCCGGAAGCAGUGGAUCUCUCAAAGUGGUGCAUUUUGGACUGGUAUAAAAUGACUAAAUGACAAGAUGGUGAACGGAAUUCCACAUUUAAUUUUUUAUAGUACCCCCACAUAUUUUGCAGUAAUCAUUGAUGUAAAUUGUAAA
Messenger RNA from Nanorana parkeri, 2309 nucleotides. RefSeq names its product WD repeat containing planar cell polarity effector (gene WDPCP). Bases 151 to 2214 code for a protein of 687 amino acids. Gene Ontology annotation, cellular component: axonemal basal plate. The record is from RefSeq and is a predicted model, not a curated record. Gene Ontology annotation, molecular function: protein binding. The transcript has 18 exons. Gene Ontology annotation, biological process: cilium organization; nervous system development; establishment of protein localization. NCBI's taxonomy places the organism in Eukaryota, Metazoa, Chordata, Amphibia, Anura, Dicroglossidae.